Molecule: messenger RNA, 5405 nt
Organism: Chenopodium quinoa (quinoa)
Lineage: Eukaryota; Viridiplantae; Streptophyta; Magnoliopsida; Caryophyllales; Amaranthaceae
Product: ABC transporter C family member 2-like
Exons: 28
Coding region: 247-5124 (1625 amino acids)
Biological process (GO): transmembrane transport
Cellular component (GO): membrane
Molecular function (GO): ATP binding; ABC-type transporter activity; ATP hydrolysis activity
Source: RefSeq, a predicted model, not a curated record
CUCUCUUUCUCUCUUAAAAAUGUGCUUCGUUUUACGAUUAUUCCGCGUAUUUUAUCUGACUAAUUUGGGAUAUUAAUGGUGUGUUAUUGCCAAUCAAUCUCUAUCUUCUGUCACCAAUUUUACGGUCAACUUAGUGUUUUAGUGGAAUAAAUGCGUUCUAUAUUUCAUCAUUGAUUUAUUUGAGGUUGAUGCAAAAGUAGGCAGGAAUUUAUACUGAUUGAUUUGAGGGUAAAAAGGCGAUUAGCGAUGGCUUUCAAGCCAUUGGAUUGGUAUUGCCAACCGGUGGCGAAUGGUGUCUGGGGAACAGCAGUGCAAAAUGCACUGGGAGCUUAUACACCUUGUGGUACAAACAGUCUUGUGAUUUGCGUGUCGCAUUUAGUUAUGAUGGGGCUUUGUCUAUAUCGAAUAUGGGUAAUCCAGAAUAAUGUGAAAGCUCAGAAGUUUUGUUUGAGGUCCAAGUUUUACAAUUACUUCCUGGCUUUGUUGGCUGGUUACUCUGCUGCUGAGCCUUUGUUUAGGUUAAUUAUGGGCAUUUCAGUGGUUAAUUUGGAUGGGCAGGCUGGUCUUGCGCCGUACGAAGUGAUCUCAUUGAUCAUUGAAGCUCUGGCUUGGCUCUCAGUGUUUGUCAUGACUGGCAUAGAAAUUAAAGUGUAUGUUCGGGAAUUCCGAUGGUUUGUCAGAUUUGGUGUCAUGUAUGCUUUGGUUGGAGAUGCUGUGAUGCUCAAUCUCAUGCUUACUUUGAAGGAGCACUAUGAUAGAUCGGUGCUGUAUCUCUACAUCAGUGAGGUUGUCGUCCAGGGCCUGUUUGGAGUACUUUUGUUUGUCUACGUUCCUAGUUUGGAUCCUUACCCGGGGUAUACUCCCAUAAGGCAUGAACAAAUUGAUGACAGUGAGUACGAGGAACUUCCUGGUGGAGAACUAAUCUGUCCGGAGAGGCAUGUUAACAUAUUCUCUAAAAUUUUAUUUUCGUGGAUGAAUCCCCUCAUGGAGCUUGGUUAUAAAAGACCAUUAACAGAGAAGGACGUAUGGAAGCUAGACACAUGGGAUCAAACUGAAACAUUGAUAAGCAAGUUCCAGAGUUGCUGGGUUGUGGAAUCUCGAAAACCAAAACCUUGGCUUUUAAGACCGUUAAAUCGUAGUCUUGGUGGAAGGUUUUGGUGGGGAGGAUUCUGGAAGAUUGGUAAUGAUCUUUCGCAAUUUGUUGGUCCACUUUUGCUCAACAGCCUACUAACGUCAAUGCAAGAAGGAGAUCCAGCUUGGAUAGGUUACAUUUAUGCCUUUUCAAUCUUUGUGGGAGUGGUGUUAGGGGUGUUAUGUGAAGCACAAUAUUUUCAAAAUGUUAUGCGUGUUGGGUACCGGCUCCGAUCUACGUUGGUAGCUGCAGUAUUUCGCAAAUCCUUAAGGCUAACUCACGAGAGUCGCAAAAAAAUUGCAACUGGGAAAAUAACCAAUAUGAUGACUACUGAUGCUGAAUCUCUCCAGCAAGUUUGCCAGUCCCUUCAUACAGUGUGGUCUGCUCCAUUUCGUAUUGUUAUUGCUAUGGUUCUUCUUUACAAGGAGCUAGGAGUGGCUUCAAUUGUUGGUGCUUUGAUGCUAGUUCUUUUGUUCCCCAUACAGACAUAUAUCAUCAGCAAGAUGCAGAAGUUGACCAAAGAAGGCUUACAGCGCACUGACAAGAGAAUCGGCCUUAUGAAUGAAAUAUUGGCUGCUAUGGAUACUGUAAAGUGCUAUGCAUGGGAGACUAGUUUCCAAGGAAAGGUCCAAACCCUACGAGCGGAUGAGCUAUCAUGGUUUUGCAAAGCGCAGCUACUAGCAGCGUUAAACAGUUUUAUACUGAAUAGUAUACCUGUUAUGGUAACUGUGGUCUCCUUUGGGAUGUUCUCACUGCUUGGAGGGGAGUUGACACCAGCGAGGGCAUUUACAUCUCUUUCAUUAUUUGCAGUGCUACGGUUUCCUCUGUUUAUGCUUCCAAACAUCAUAACACAGGUUGUAAAUGCAAAUGUAUCCCUAAAGCGCUUGGAAGAAUUAUUGCUUGCUGAGGAGAGGGUCCUUCUGCCAAAUCCGCCUCUUGAUCCAGCAUUGCCGGCUGUCUCGAUUAAAAAUGGAAACUUCUCUUGGGAUUUAAAGGCAGAGAAGCCCACACUAGCCAAUAUAAAUUUGGAUAUACCUGUUGGAAGCUUAGUAGCAAUAGUAGGUGGUACUGGAGAAGGAAAGACAUCAUUAAUAUCUGCAAUGCUUGGGGAGGUUCCUGCUUUGUCUUCUGAUACAAGUGCUGUCAUCAGAGGGACAGUUGCUUAUGUGCCACAAGUUUCUUGGAUAUUUAACGCAACUGUACGCGAUAACAUUCUAUUUGGAUCAGUAUUUGAACCUGCAAAAUAUGAGACAUCACUCAAUGUUACAGCCUUGAAGCAAGACCUGGAAUUGCUUCCAGGUGGUGAUCUUACUGAGAUUGGCGAAAGAGGAGUGAAUAUUAGCGGUGGCCAGAAGCAAAGGGUAUCAAUGGCUCGGGCUGUGUAUUCCAAAUCAGAUGUUUAUAUCUUUGAUGAUCCUUUGAGUGCUCUUGAUGCACAUGUGGGUCGCCAGGUUUUCGAGAAGUGUAUCAAGGAGGAGCUUAGUGGAAGAACUAGGGUACUUGUCACAAACCAGCUGCAUUUUUUGUCACAAGUUGACAGAAUCAUCUUGGUUCAUGAUGGUCUAAUUAAAGAAGAAGGUACUUAUGAGGAAUUGUCUGAGAAUGGAGUAAUGUUCCAAAAAUUGAUGGAAAAUGCUGGAAAAAUGGAAGAAUACUCAGAAGAGAAGCUUGAUGUUGAGAGCAGUGAUGAAAAGGCUCCAAAAGUUGUAGCAAAUGGAAAUUUAAAUGACAAAACAAGUGUUACAACUGAUCCACAAAAACCUAAAGAAUCAAAAUCUGUUCUGAUCAAGCAGGAAGAGCGAGAAACAGGUGUUGUGAGUUUGGAUGUAUUAAUAAGGUACAAAAACGCACUUGGAGGGACAUGGGUUGUUAUGAUACUUCUUAUGUGCUAUGUCUUCACAGAAGCUCUGCGAGUUUCAAGUAGCACGUGGUUGAGUGUUUGGACAGAUCAGAGCAGCCCCCACAGAUAUGGACCAGGAUUUUACAAUCUGGUCUAUGCUCUUUUAUCAUUUGGUCAGGUCCUGAUUACAUUGCUAAAUUCUUACUGGUUGAUUACUUCAAGUCUUUAUGCGGCUAAGAGACUCCAUGAUGCUAUGCUUAAAUCCAUUGUUAGAGCUCCAAUGGUUUUUUUCCAAACCAACCCGCUUGGACGUGUCAUUAAUAGAUUUGCAAAGGACCUUGGUGAUAUUGAUCGAAACGUUGCUGUGUUUGGAAAUAUGUUUUUGAACAUGAUGUCGCAGCUUAUAUCAACAUUUGUUUUAAUUGGAAUUGUGAGCACCAUGUCCCUAUGGGCCAUAAUGCCUCUUUUGGUCUUGUUCUAUGGUUCCUAUCUAUACUUCCAGAGCACAGCGCGAGAGGUGAAAAGGUUAGAUUCAGUCUCCAGAUCACCUGUUUAUGCACAGUUUGGAGAAGCAUUAAAUGGGCUAGCAACUAUCAGAGCCUACCAAGCCUAUGACCGAAUGGCCAAUAUCAAUGGGAAGUCCAUGGACAACAAUAUCAGAUUCACUCUAGUGAACAUGAGUGGAAAUCGCUGGCUUGCUAUACGUUUGGAAACACUUGGGGGUCUUAUGAUAUGGCUUACAGCAACUUUUGCUGUCAUGCAGAAUGGUAGAGCAGAGAACCAAGAGGCAUUUGCCUCUACUAUGGGGUUGCUUCUUAGUUAUGCCUUGAAUAUCACAGGGCUGUUGACUGGAGUGCUAAGACUUGCAAGUCUUGCAGAAAAUAAUUUCAAUGCAGUUGAACGAGUUGGGACAUAUAUUGAUUUGCCUUCUGAAGCCCCUCCUGUUAUUGAAAGUAACCGACCUCCUCCUGGUUGGCCUUCAUCAGGUUCUAUCAAGUUUGAGGAUGUGGUGUUACGUUACCGACCCGAACUUCCUCCUGUAUUACAUGGUGUCUCCUUCACAGUAAACCCUAGUGACAAGGUUGGAAUAGUUGGACGAACUGGAGCUGGGAAAUCUAGCAUGCUCAAUGCAUUAUUUCGUAUUGUAGAGCUCGAAAGGGGAAAAAUAUUAAUUGAUGACUACGAUAUUGCCAAAUUUGGACUCACUGAUUUACGUAAAGUAUUAGGAAUCAUACCUCAAGCACCUGUUUUAUUCUCAGGAUCUGUGAGGUUUAAUCUGGAUCCUUUCAAUGAACAUAAUGAUGCUGAUCUUUGGGAAGCUUUGGAGAGGGCCCAUUUGAAGGAAGUCAUUAGGAGGAAUCCUUUAGGUCUGGAUGCUGAGGUCUCUGAAGCUGGAGAAAACUUCAGUGUUGGUCAACGUCAACUUCUAAGUCUUGCUCGGGCUCUGCUCCGACGAUCCAAGAUUUUGGUUCUUGACGAAGCAACUGCUGCUGUUGAUGUGAGAACUGAUGCUCUAAUCCAGAAAACAAUACGAGAAGAAUUUAAAUCAUGUACAAUGCUCAUAAUUGCACAUCGACUUAACACUAUUAUUGACUGUGACCGCAUCCUUCUUCUUGAGGCUGGAAAGGUUCUUGAAUAUGAUACCCCAGAGAAGCUUCUCUCAAGUGAAGAAAGUGCCUUCUCCAAGAUGGUUCAAAGUACUGGAGCUGCAAAUGCUCAAUAUUUGCGCAGCCUUGUACGCAAAGAUGUAGUUGAAAAUAGGUCAACAACUAGAGAUGAUUAUGGGCUAGAUGGGCAAAGGAGGUGGUUGGCAUCUUCAAGAUGGGCAGCAGCAGCUCAGUUUGCCCUUGGUGUUAGCUUAACAUCAUCGCAGAAUGACCUUCAACAGUUGGAGAUUGAAGAUGAGGAUAACAUUCUGAGGAGGACAAAGGAUGCAGUCAUUACGCUACAGGGUGUCUUGGAAGGAAAGCAUGACAGAGCUAUUGAGGAGACUCUCGAGCAAUACCAAGUUCCUAGAGAUAGAUGGUGGUCGUCUCUAUAUAAAGUUGUUGAAGGUCUUGCAGUGAUGAGUAGAUUGGGUCGAAGUAGGCUUCAUCACCCUCAUUACAAUUUUGAAGACAAGUCUAUUGACUGGGAUCAUGUCGAAAAUUGAGAAAAUUCAUGAGUUGAUUGUAUGUAUAAUUAUUUAUAAAAUUUGUGACCUUUUGCUUUUUAUCGAGUCUACUAACUACGAAAUAGACAGGUUUGACAAUGAUACUGUAAUACUGCAUUUUUGUAGCUCCAAAGCAUAGAUCCUCUAUUGCAAUCGGGGGAAUUUCUAUAUGUUGAAAAUUAAGAAUAUUAAUCUCCUUGAUUAGCAAUCAGUAAACGAUAAUUUAGCUUGUUGCUAAUUCAAACUAUAAUUAUCCUUAAUUUAAAUAAUUUUGUUCAUCA